Molecule: messenger RNA, 12029 nt
Organism: Cinara cedri
Lineage: Eukaryota; Metazoa; Arthropoda; Insecta; Hemiptera; Aphididae
Source: the annotation of a GenBank genome assembly
GCGCGUGGUCGCGUUUUUUACCACUUGCCGCCGCCCGUUACCGCGGUUACGGUUUGUUGUCGCGGCCGCCGCCGCGCCGCCACAAGAGUCCGUGAGACGCGUUAACGUUGAAUAAUAAUAUUAUUUUAUUAAAAUAAUAUUAUCAUGUGCGAAAAGUUGUUUUUAGUUUUCCCAGUGACGAUAAAAAUAAUAGACUGACCAUUAUCUGCAAGUCGGAUAAAAAAUAAAAAUGUUUUGACGGUUCGUGGUUAUGGGCAACAACGUAUUGCGGUUUAAAUGCCUUGACUGUGCAAACGCAGACCAACGACAACGCAGGUAACGUAAUAAAUAAUAAUACAUAAUGAUAACGCAAUACAAAAAUUGAUUAGUAAUCGGGUUUUGUGCGCGGUUCAAUGACGUGUUGAAGCCAAACGUGUGACAAAUUAAAGCUUAUUUUUUUUUUUUUCAUUACCCAAAUUUAACUUUGAAUGUCACUUCUACGAUAUACUGACAUUCGAUUUUGAAUGUAGAUUGUACAGCUAAAUGCUAAAGAGUUUAUAAAUAAAUUAAUUACAUUUAGAGAUCAAUUCGAUAAAAUACAAGUAGCUCUCCGAACAUUCAAAUGUAAGAAUACGACACAUUAGUUCCUCUAUUUUGUUUAUUUAUCUGAUAAUUACGUAAUUAACACGUUUUGGUGGAAAACGCGACUUUGAAUAUUAUAAAUAUAGUGUGACCGUAAUAAAUAUUUUCUUGACUAAAAAAGGGACAAUUCCUAAAACGUGUUGAAAAAUAUUAUCAAUAUAUAUAAGAUAAAAUGUUCAAACUCUCGAAAUAAUUUUAGGUUAUAAAAUUAUGUUAAAUUAAUUAUAAUACCUAUCAAAAAACCAUCUGAACUUUUAUUUAUCAUAAUGGGAAUAAAAUACCCGACCUAUUUGUCAUAUAAAUACUACAUACAUGAAUUAUGAUUAUUGACAUUGUAAUCAACCACAUAAUUAUAAAGUAUAUCAUUUUGUAUGUCAAAAACAAACUAUACGGGUAAUAUUUAAUACAAAUUUUCUUGAAAUUAGGACAAAUCGGAAUCAUACAUAAUACUUAAGACACAGUUUUAAAAAAUGAUACGAACGACCUCUAAUAUGAGGAUAUGGGACGAUCACUCACACUGAUAGUAUAACAAUUAUAUAUUCUAAAUGCUUAACUUUUAAAAAAAAUGUAAAAUUAUUAUAUAUUUAUAAUACAUAUAUGAACUUAAAAUUGUAUACUUAUACUUCCUGAGUCUUUUGUGUAAGUUAUAUGUAUUCUGCAUAAUUAACAAAAUACUACGAGUCAUCACCAUAGUCAAUACUAUAAUAUCAUCAUUGUAUGCAUCAGCGAAGAAAAAAAUUACCAUAAUCACAUUGUCAUUUAUUUAACUUUAAGUUAUCCACUAACUUAAUUUCGUAUUUCACAGUGUUUUAUUAGUAAUUUAUUUAUUUUCUAUAAUGUUAAAUGAAACGAAUAUAAAUUUGGGGGAGUUUUGAUAAGGUUUCCUGGUAAUGAAAUAAAUGCAAAUAAUGCUUUUUAAUUCAAUUAUUUUUAAAUGCUGAUGAAAAUUUUAUUCGUAUAAUACAAUGACUUCCAAAAAGAUUGUUUAGAUUAAGAACGGAACAAAGAAACUAUAUUAUUUUAUAUAUUUUUUAAUUUUUAAAUCUGCACUUUUUUUGAACAGAAAUGCUCAAACCUUUUUGAACUUACUUAUAAUUCUAUAGAAAAAUUAAUCUACGCUGUACUUAAGAUCUAAAAAAUAUUAUAUUUAAUAUAUUUUUGUUUGAUAAAAUUGUUUAUUUUAAAAUGAAAAAUUAUGCAAACAUUCAAAUUCUAAUUUAAUAGCUAGGUAAACCUAAAUUAUAAAAUACUGGUUUACCUCUAAACUACCCAGUAGUCCACAUUCUUUUUUAUCAUAAAGUUUUAAAAAUUAUAUUAUAAAUUAACAUAACCUAAUACCGACUAGGAAAAUCCUGUUUAUACAUGCCUCUUUAUUAUCUCAGUUAUAAUUAUAAAUAAACAACAUUUAUACAUUUAAAAAGACGGACGUGGGUGGACCACUCUUGUGGGUGAGAAGUUGGGAAGGUAGAGGGGAAAUUUAAUAUGUAUAUAUCUGUAUGCAAAGAUUAACCAUUGCUAACAAAAAAACGAUUCUGAGCAGAGUUUGGUUGAUAGAGUUACUUUUUCAACAGUAUAAUAUAUGCGUCAUAUUAUGGUAAAGUAAUUACAUAUGCAUUACCUAUAAAUAUUUUCUUUAAAAAUAUUAGUUUAAUAUUAUAUUUAUUUUUCCGUUUUUCAUAAGUUUUUCCUGGUUUUAUCAUGUUUUUUUCCCCAUUUAUUAGAAAAAUGCAUGAUAAAAUCAAAAAAUGACUUCCUUAAAGUACCACCCUAAUCAAAUUUCCUUUCAGAAAACGUGGUAUUAUUGGAGAUCGGAGCAAAAUUGCUGGUAGAAAAAUAGAGGUCCGUCUUUUAUUUAUCCACUAAUAUUUUUUUCGCGGCUAACUUCUGCGAAAUUUGGCUGAUUUGCCAUUUCCAAAUUUUUGAUUCGACCAAAAUGUUUUACAAUAUUUGUAAGUAUUUGUAAGCGCAAAUCUACAAUUUGUAAGUCAUCCCUGAAAAGUAGCAGUAGUCAAUAGUUUUUGGUGUUCCACUAUAAUAGUCCAGACAAAUUGGACAAAAAAACGACAAAGUUCGGAACUGAAUCCCUAUAGCUGAAUUUUGGUACAAAAGUAUUUCAUGCUUUACAAAUGAACAUAUACUAAAAGUCCUGAUACCUACCAUUUGUACCAUUUUGACCAGACAAAAAUGUUUUAGAUUAUUUAAGUAUUUGUAAGCAUGAAUUUAAAAUUUUUAAGUCAUCCUAAAGUACUUAUUUAUCCCUACAAAUAAGUUGGCUGUGCUUUGUCGGGCUUCUUAAACUUUGACCCGUGGCAAAUUUUCCUUCGCAAUUUGUAAUUAUUUGUAAGUAUGAAUUUAAAAUUUUACACUCCGGUGAGUUGAUUAUAAAUUAAUUAUUGAUAGUUAAUUUUAUAUAGAUACUAACAAGUUUUACGAGAGUUUUCUUCUGACAUUGACACCAGAACAACGGAAGUGUUUAAGUUAAAUAUAAAAGUUUGUGUUUCAUAUUUUAUUAUCAUGUAUACGCAUAGUUACUAUAUUUUUUUUUCAGAAAUACGAUGAAAAAUCGCCUUUCUCUAAUAUUCUGCAUUUUUAUAAUUUGUAUCAUUUGUAUUAAUUGUAUUAUUAUUCUGUUAAUUUAACUAGUUAUAAUCCUUUAAUCAUAUUAUUAUUAAAUAAUAACAUUAAUAAUAGUAUAAUUUCAUUCUCACCUACUUCAGUGUUUUAGUUUUACACAAUAAAUUAAAAUUUUCAUGGUUUUCAACUUUCAAAAUAGGCAUAGUCUUGUAUGUAUACAAUAUGUUAAAUGUUAAAAUUAUCAACGAAUAAAAAGUUUGCAAGUGGGUACCGCUAGGCUGUGUAUAGUGUAGAAUUGGAGGUUACUGUAAUGGGAUAAUUAAAUGAAAUUAAUUUAAAUUCAAUAAUAUAUCAUUGUUUUAAAUAUUAUAAUUAUAUUAAUGGUAGACAAAUGAAAAUGAAAAUAAAAUUUGUCUCUAACUUCUUUUAUUUUCACUUUUUAAAAUUUUAGCCUUGUAUUGAUAUUGAACCUAAACUAAUUGCACUAUACAAAUAUUACAAAUAAGUUUAUUCUAUGGUAUAAAUUGUAUGAUUUUUAAUUUUGGUCAUAGGUAUUUUUAUUGUUACUUUAACAAUUGACGAGUUAUAAUCAAAACCAGUGAAAUGAGCACAUGUCAAUUUUAAAAGAGCUAGAUGCCAUACUUUUAGUAUGAUUAUAAGUGAAGUAUAAACUACUUCUGCACCAAAAUUCAGCUAUCGGGGAAUUAGUUCCAAACUUUAUCGUUUUUUGUCCAAUUUAACUGGACUAUUAUUGUGGAACAACAAACAUUAUUGACCACUACUACUUUUCAAUGAUAACUCAACAAGGGAUGACUUACAAAUUGUGCAAAAUAUUUUGGCUGAGUCAAAAAUUUGGAAAUGGCAAAACGGCCAAGUUUCACGGAAGUUAGCCACAAAAUAAAUAUUAGUGGAUAAUUAAAAACAACUGGACUAACAAAUUUCAAAUUUUUGCUUAUAAAUGACUUACACAUUUUUGGGAAAACUUGGUUUGAUAAUAUUGAUAUUGUGUAGCCUAACUUCACGGACCUGAAAAGUUGUCCAUCACAGAAAAAAAAAUGAACAUUAAACAUCAUUGUAAAACCAAUAUAUUCCUCGUGCCACUCAAAAUCUAAAAUUACUGCACCCUUUACAGAUUAUCAACUAGCUAAUAAAUAUAAAUACCUAUGUUACAAUAGAUUUAGGCACUAGAUUUAGGAACUUGUAAAUAAAAACGUUCAAGAUAUACAGAACUAUAUAUUAUAAUACCUAACUAAAUCUUAAAGUACUUGAAUGACCUUACAUAAGCUUAACUAAUAAUGAACUUACAUUGAAUAGAAGUAUUAAUUUUAUAUUAUUAUUUAUAUUUGACGAGUAGUUUAAAAUUAUACAGAGGACCAAAUAUUCUACAGUAAAAAUUGUGUGGAUGAAACCUCCAUAUAUACCCUUUUUUCCUCUUCCCGUGGAAUUACCUGAAGACGGUUAGUCAGGUAUAUACGUAUAUGUGUAUGUAUAAAAAAAAUACACAAAAGGUUUUAUUAUGUUGAUAUUUAAUAAAAUUAUAUUUUUAAUUAUAACAUUUUCUGUCAUGAUACACUAUAGAAAAAUUACUCUGCUUUUGGUUGGUUUGGACAACGCUGGAAAGACUUGUACCGUUAAAAGUAUUAUGAAAGGUAAAAUGGCACUAGUAUUUAUAUGAUAGAUAUACAAUAAUUAUUUUGUAUACAUUGAAAUUAUAUUAUUUUAGAAAAACAAAAAAAUAUUCUUCCGACUGUUGGAUUUUCGUCUUCCAAAUUUAAUUACCGCGAAAAUGCUAUAACCAUUUAUGAUUUAGGUGGCCACAAACAAAUCCGAGAUAUAUGGAAACAAUAUUUUGCUGACGUAAUAUAACAUAUACUAUACUAGUUAACCAAAAAAAUGUGAUAAUAUGAAUAUUACUUUAGGUACAUGGUGUAAUAUUUGUGGUGGAUUCAACAGAUCAUCGUCGAUUAGAUGAAUGUAAAGAGGUUUUCGAAAAUUUAUUAGGAAAUGAAAAUAUUGCCGGAAAACCAGUACUUUUGUAAGACUAAGUAGUUCAAUUUGUUUUGUUUUUGUUUAAUCGAUAAUUUUAUUUUCUUAGAUUUGCUAAUAAACAAGACAAACAAGGGGCACUAGAUGAGUUGGACAUUGUUGAUCGACUAAACGUGGAAGCUGUUGUAAAUACAAAUAAGUGUCCAACGCUUGUUGAAACAUGUACGGCUCUCCAUAUGGCACCUAUUAACUAUUGUAGUUCUGCUUUUAUUGAUCCAAGCAUUGAUAGUGGAUUUAAGUAAGAUGUUAUUAUUGAAAUUAAUACAUAUAUAGGUAACUGCCGUUUAAAUAAUUACCUAUUAUAGAUACUGGAAAAUACAAAAAUCCUAAUAAUGUUAAUUCAUAUUUAAGUUAAAAUAUUUCGAUGAAAUAAUGUUAGAUAUUCAUUUAUAAUACUAUUAUCUUUAAGAGUAAAAUAAAAUAAUCGCUAUUUAUAUUAAAAUAACAUUAAAACAACCUGCUAUACCUAUACUCUAUACUUAAGUAAAGUUCUAGAUACUUUAUAAUAUCACUUAAAAAUCACUAGUACUAUAAUAUAAUAUAAUAAUAAUAUAAAAGAUAGUCACUGUAUUGAUGUAAUUGUGAUUAUUUUGUUUCAUAUGAAAAUUCUACUAUGACCUCUUGAUAUUUUUGAAAAUAUAUCCUAAUCACAAAACUUGCUGAUGAUGUAUUAUACACAAAUGUGAUAACGUUUAGGUAUAUUUUUUGUUUUCGGUAAAUUCAAAAUUAAAAGUACAAUUAGCAUUUUUUUUUCUUUUCUUAAUUGUGGAUAAAAUACGGACAUGAUUCGCAAGAUUCCCUACUUGCCACUGUUAUAGGUGAGAAAUUGGUAAGGAAAGAUUUAGCGAGGAAUUUAAUGUAUAUCUGUAUGUAAAGAAUAAUCAUUAAUAAUCAUUAAUCAUUGAUAGUGAAAAACGAUUCUGAGACCGUAAUAUUUACGAUUCGUCAAAAUUUGAUAUUGAAAUUCUAAUAAAAAAAUAAUACUUGAUUAAACUCGUUUUUUCUUAUUGACCACUAAGUACAUCUUUUAAUGAACUUUCUGUUGAAUUCGCAUACCUUUCUGUUUGGUCUGAAAGUUUUACCCACAAAGUAUCUACCGAAUAAAAAUUUUGUAAAAAAUUGGCAAAAUUAAAAUGUUUAUAAACAGCUCAAAAAUGGCUAAAAUAUUUUCAACAUUUUACCACGUCUAGAAAGGCAAAUAAAAGUUUUCUGUCUACAAAAGAGUCUACAAAUAUUUUUAACUGAAUUACAACAAAAAAAAUUGAAAAUAAUAAAUUUUGUAAAUUUUUCCGUUUUUCCGUUCAAGUGUUACACUUGAAAAUCAGACCGAGAUUUCUGGUGGAAAUUUUGUACAUAGUAUUAAAAAAAAAUUUACAUCAAUGUAAAACCAAUACAUUCUUCGCUUCCCUCAGAAACUAAAAUAACACUAAAAAUAAAAUAAUAUAUUUUAACAUCAAAUAGUAAAUAGGUAGUUGUUUCAUAAUAAAUAUUUUAUAUUUGUACAUUACAAAGAUAUAAAUAUUAUUUAACCAUUGAGCUGAUGGCAAUAAUUUGUGUAUAGGCGUGCGCAGACUUCUGAGUCAAGUAUGGCUAUAUGGUCAAUCUGACCAAACACCCCCCCCCCCCUCACGGUCACAAGAAAAAAAAUAUAGACAUUUUCACUACAAACUUCGAAGUGACCUUUUGUUGGUGACUGAAAAAUGUAAACAAUAAUUUUUCAUUAUUUCACGCAUACAAUUCAUAUCAUAGAGCUAUCCAGAGAAUUUAUUACAUUGUAAAACCAAAAUAUUCUAUACUUUAGGUAACUUGUAGUAUAACCUUAUACUCGGGAUAUUUAUUCUUCGAAGAAAACAUAUAAUUGUAAAACCGGGCCUAAAUCGAACAAUUAAUCCUGAUAUAAUUUGAUCAAGUGCAAAAUAAAAGCAAGAAUAUUUCAUUUCAUCUUUUUUAGUUUUCUCAAAAUAUUGAUGAUUGUGGUUGUCGUUAACCUUUUUUGAUAUUUUUCGUUUGUUACAUCAGGAAUAUCAAUAUUAUUUUCAACACACAUUUUUAUAGCAUUUUUUUUUUUUUUUUUUCAUAUUCUUAACCAGACCGAUAUUGACUAAUUUUUAAAAUAAUUGUCCACUUUGUAAAUUUGUAUUGACUUUCAAUAUAACUGGAAAAUAGGUAUCAGCAUAUUUAGGGCGAAUAUAAAACUAAAAAAUUGCAUUUUAAAAAUUAAUCGAUGAGAUUUAGCGCUUAAAUCAGAGGGUCUGGUUGAAUCACAAAUUUCUUGAAGCGUCAUAACUAAAGAUGAAUAAUUAGAUUUAAUAGCGGAUAUAAACUUUGAUGCAAGUCUUUGGACAAGCCUAUCUUGUGUGAGAUAUUAAUUUUAGCGUUACAAGUUUUACAUUUAUUUGAUUAGACAUUUUUUCAAGUAUAUCAUGCCUAACGCAACUACUUUAAAUGGUAACUGGUAUAAAUACACAUAAAGAUAAAACAUAAUAUUAUUUUUAUCAUGAAUAUUAAACAUGUUUAAUAUCCACGAAUACUUAUCACAAGGGCAACUGCCAACCAGUAUAUCUUUAAUCGUGUAAAAAUCUAUGACUUUGAUUUAUUUUAUUAUCAAUUUUCUACGACUAUAAUGCCGUAUUAUUUUCUAAUUUCUAUAUAGUCUUUCAGUAAAUACUAACGUUUAAAAACUAAAAGGGAAUCCAAUCAGCCCUACCCGUGCGCACGUCUUUGAAUUUGUACUUGCUAAUCUAAUAAGUUACACGGAGAUAUCGAGUAAAGUUAAAAAGACAUAUAGGCUUAAAAAAUAAAAAUAUUGAAUAAUAAUGCAUAGAAGAAAAAGGAUAUUUGAAAAUAAGUAAAUAACUUUCAAAUCCUAAAAAAAUAAAACUCAUUCAUCUGGUAACACUAAUUAUUUAAUUCUACCAAUUCUAGUUGAGUGAACCCUUAGGAUUUUUUUUUCGAAAUGUAUACAUUUCAAUACUGAGAAACAGCAGCAUAAUCAAAGUUUGGCGGAACUGUUAAGUUCCAAAGUUAUAGCAAAUAUAAUUUUGCAGGGGUAAGUAUUGUAAUGACCUGAUGGAACUAUACGAGAAUAAUGAUUAAUAACAACUGUAAUAUUCCUUCAUUGCAUUAUGAAAGUAUAUUUUUUUUUAUUUUAAGAGAAAAAAUGUCAACUAUGAAAUUAAUUUCAGUAAAAUAGAAUUACUUACAUUAUAUUUAUAUUUCUAAUAUGUAUGCAUUAUAUAUUUAUGUAUACUGAAUACCAAAUAAUUUAUAUUAACGUAGUUGGUUGGUGUCACAAAUUGUAAAGUUAUACGACACACUCAAUCGCCGUGUCAUAGAAGAUAUGGCUCAAUAUAAAGCCGAUGUGGACAAAAGAAUGGAAGAGUGGAAGAAAAAAAAACAAACUUCGAACGAUUCAUAUUUACUUUCUUUUAAUGCGCCACACCGGAGGUCUGACAGACGCAAUCCGUUCAGACGUAUUAACAAAGUUAUAGUGAGUUUUUUUUAUUAUUAUUUCCAUCACUUGCAGUGCCAUAAGUGGCGUAUUUUCCUAGUAGAGGCUUCUUAAAUAGUUUAUUUUCUUGAGGAAGAGGGUCCAUAGUUUAUAACGGUUACAUACAUUGGAAUAUAUUGGAGGAUAUUCAAUAUGAAAUAUGUAUAUAAAUUUAAUAUUUCAAUAAUCACUUAAUUAUAUUUGUUGUUAUAAUCCAUCAAUAAUCAGUUUUUCCAUGCGAUAAGGCUUUAUUAUAAAGGUACCUAGCCUUUAUCAUACUUAAUAUUUAUAGUUAGCUAUAGCUGUAGAUAUAAAGAAUGAAGAAAAUGAAGAAUAGACGGUGUCGGCAAAGAUGCGGUCGGUACAUUUGCAGUCACGGCUUUUUUGGUGGCACUUGCAGUCAUUCGGUUCUUUUUUUUUUAUCUUGUUAUCUUUUUUUACGAUACAUUACACGGACAUCUGUGUUCGCGUGUUUUUAAAAUAAAACCUUCCUUUACACUUUUACAGGCUUGAGGCUGACAAUAAAUAUUUAUUGAAUUUUUACUGGCGUUAUUGUUUUUUAAUUUUAGUUGUCACUGAUCAGGCUUACAUGAAUGUUCAGAAAAAUUAACUAUAUCUAAACUUUCGGAUUUCGUACGAUCUUACUAAGACACAUACCUAUAUUGAAAAAUACAACUUGCGUGCAAUUGCAAUGUACAAUAACAAUACAAUAAUUACUAUCGAAUCGAUAAUUUUGUCGUAUCGUAUUGUGUACCUAAAUAAAAUAUGGAAUGUUUUAAUAUAUUCUAACCAUGUAUGAUUUCCUGUAAAAGUGAUCCUAAAAUAUGCUCUUAAAGGCAAAACAUACAUAGUUAUAUAUAUAUAUAAGCACACAUAGUAAAACCAAUACAUUUCUCGCUCCACUCCGAGUCUAAAAUAUGAAAAUAUAUGCAAACACAGAUGUCCGUGUAAUGUAUCGUAAAAAAGAUAAGAGCUAAAAAAAAAAUUGAGUCACUGCAAGUGCCACCAAAAAGGUCAUGACUGCAAAUGCGCCGACCGUAUCUAUGCCGGAAUCGAAUAAGUCAUGCCUAUAACAAUAACUCAUGGGGUCUCCUGUCAGAAAAACCUCAAAAUUACAGUAUUUCUGAUUACAACCAUUUCAGUGUUAUCGAUUUUUUAUCAAAAUAAAAAUUUAUUUUUUUUUUGUUUUUAAUAAUAUAAGUUUUAUUCAUUUCUAAAAUGUUGUAUUUUUUCCAAUUUUUUUUUUUUUUUAAUUUUAACAAUGUCAUAAGCUUCUCUUACUUCCAUUAUUGUUACUUAUCAUACUACUAUAAUAUUAUCAUUAAAAAUGAAAGAUAACGAAAAUGACCAAAUAGAUUCAUAAUGUUUCUAUAUUGUUGCUUUACCUUGUUGCUCUUUAAACUUGUGGUUUUGUGUGGAAUGUCCUAUCCUCUAUAUAUUAUUUAUGACUAUGGCACAAAAUUCUGUAUUUACGGCUCGAGAACAGUUAGGUAUCUAAUUUGAUUUUUUUUUUUUAUAAAUAUAUAUAUACUAGUAUACUGUAGUACAAGAACCCCCCCCCCCUAAUGUAUAUUUACAUAUCUAUGCAAUGCAUCUUUUUUUAGAUAUGUUUAAAAUGUUUUAAAUCUAUUUGAAAAAAUACAUUAUACAUUUGACUUUGUAUAGUUUCAUAAGAGUCUUGUAAAAAUAUAAUUUAUUGUGUCUAAUGUAACCUUUAUGCCUUUGUAUGUUACAUAAAUUUCCUGUAUUGUAGGCUAUAAUGUCAUAAACAUAAAAUGUGUAUAAGUAAAUGAGUACCCAGUAAAUGUUUCUGACAGAAAAAAUAUUAUAUCUUGAAGUUGUGAUUUGUGUGUAGUAAUUAAUUAUCUUCAUGACAUUUCAAUUACCUAUACUGGCGAAUAUUAAAUGUAUAAUUAUCAUAAGGUUAUGAUUAUUAUUUAUAUAAAAUUAUAAAAUAUAUUUUACCAUAAUAAAUUAUGAAUAACAUAAUAUAUUAAUACUAAUUGCAUUGCAAUUAAUGAAGUAUUAUUUGAUAAAAAAAGAAUAUGAAUGUAAGUUUACCUACCUAUUAACAUAAAAAAUAAUACUAAACUAAUUAUUUUGAUAAUAUAAAUAUUAAAUAAAUUAAAUUGAUACCUACCUACAGUGGCGGGUUUAACUAUUUGUCCAAUAUUGUUUAAUAUAAUAUGUGCAUGCAUACAUACAUGAACAAAAUUUAUUGAAUUAAAUACAUUUUACAUAAGACUAAAACUGAAAUAAGUGAAGUUCAGUAAUGUUUAAUGAUAACUAAUAUAUUGAGCAUGCUGUCGUCAUAAAAAUUAAAAUUAGGCAUUUUACCAGUAUAAUUUGAGGCCAACAUACAGAAUCAUAAAUUUAUUUGUCUACAGGAUAGUUUCGAAUCGAAAACAUCAAAUCCGAUUACUGAAAUGGGAAGUACAUCAUAUAUUAUACCACUUAGAAGCGAGUCUGACGAGGACUACGAUCGAGAGUCUAUACCACAACUUGCGCCAAUUAUAUUUAAAAACAAAGUGGCUCCAACAAUACCUACAGAAAUGCAGAUAGAACCAAUGCAAUCACAAAUAAAUACAUCGCGAUCGCCACUUUUUAGGGCUAAAUCUAGAGAAUAUGAUAAAAGUUUGCCCGAAACUGAAACAAUCAGCGCUAUUCCCUCAACCGAAUUAUUUAUUCAAAAUGAUCCAGGAACUGCAAAACUAAAACGAUCUAUUUUUAGAAAUAAAUCAAAUUCAGCGGGUGCCAGUAGUAAUAGUACAACAGGUCGACCGUCAAAACCCAAUCGGUCGACUAGUGCAAAAAUAUUUAAAAAAAGUAUGUAACUAGAGUUACUUUAAAUUGACGGUAUGGUAAUCGGUUAUGAUUUUCCGUAGGUUCUUUAUUUUCUGGUUCAACAGACAAGGAAGAAAAUCAUCGGAGACUUCACAAAUCAAAUCCAGAUGAUGAAAGCCUGGUUAUCCAACAACCUGAUACGACUGUCAGUCCAGAAUUAAUAAGCCAUAUGUGAUAAAAAAUAUAAUCUAUAUUUAUAAUAAUUAUUUAUAUUCUAAAAAAAAUAAAAAAUAAGGAAACGCCAAAAAAAAAAAAUACAUUUGUAUGUAUUAAUUAAUAAAUUAAUACGCUACUAAGUUCCUUGUUAUAAUCCAAUUACUUGCUAUUAUUAAUAAAUUAACACUAAUAGUUACUUACUAAAUAAGUAAUUUUAAUUAUCAUUAGUCUGACAAGUGAUGAUAAGUAUUAGGUACGUUAUUUAUUGAGUUCAUAAUCGCCCAUUAAACUAUUGACC